GUCCCGGCAUCGCGGAAAACUCUCCCUAGUUAGGGUCGGCGUCCGGCCGGCUCGAGGCGCGCCCCGCGCUCAGAAGGCCCCGGCACCCGGCGCUGCUCACCUGGGCGCUCGCCAGCCUGGGGACCCGCUCAGGCGCCGCCGCAACCUGCCGCCCCCAGCGCCGCGGCGCGCCCCGGCCCCGCGCCCCCAUUGGCCCGCGGUCCCCCACGCCCCGCCCCCAGCGCCCCUAUUGGCUGUUCAGUGCGGGUGUUCCGCCCCCUCCCCCGCGCCCAUUGGCUGUCUCUGUCACGCCCCUCCCCGACCCAUUGGCUCGUCGCCGCGCCCCGCCCCCCAGGAUACAGGUGUGGGCGGGUCGGAGGGAGGGGCCGAGCCGCGGUUCCCGCCCCCACCUCCCCACUACUGCGAACAACGCGGAAACGCGGUGGCUGCGGCCCAGGGGCAGGCGUCGGGGCAGGUGUCUGGCCCCGCUCCUGGGCCGACUUCCUCAGCAGCCUUCUAGUGUGGCUGGUUCCCGCCCAGGGAGGGUCUCUGGCUUGAGAUCCCGCAACCCCCGCCUGCGUCCAGGGGCAGCGGGGCCAGCCCCUCCCCUCGCUUCCCGGGCCAGCCUUUGGGGCCUACCGCAGCGGCAGUAGCCUGGACGCGCAGGGGUCGCGGGGUCGUAGGGUCACCAGUCGCGGCGAGGGAGGUGGAGCCCUGCGGAGCUGGCGGGCGCAGAGCCCUGGUGCGGGAGGUGCCCGCUCAGGAGAAGGCCCGGACUCUGGCUGAGGCUCUCUCCGGCACCUUCCUGCCCCUUUUGGACCCAGUGCCAGGCCUUGCGCACAGUGAAGCUGGCUGGAAGCCGCUCCUCCACCCCCUACCCUACUGUCCCGCCCAGGGCCCCGCAGCCUCGCGGUCAGCUGUGUGGGCCAUUGAUUGCCUGUUCUGCCCAGCUCAGAAAGAGUUGUGGGCGUGGAAGGGCCUCCUGCCCGCCUGUCUCCUGUGCUCCGCUAGGGAGCCCUUACAUAGCCGAAAGUUGCAGAGAUGAAGGGUGAAGGCUGAAAUGAUUGGGUCUUGUGGGUCAGGUCUGGGACCUCGCUUUUCUUCUGGAGCAGAGGGAAUACUUGUCAUGGUAAUGGGGUAGCCCAGAGGGUGUGGAGAUGGCUGGGAAAGGUGAGGCUUCAGUUUGGGGGUCAGGUAGGUGAGUGCUUGUCACUAGUCAAAGGAGCUGUGGGCUGGGCCUGGCGGUGGAGGCAGGUGCCUGUAGUCUCAGCAAUUCAGGAGGCGGAAGUGGGAGGAUCACUUGAGCCCAGGAAUUCGAGGUUACCGUGAGCUGUGAUCACACUAAAGCAUUCCAGCCUGGACAGCGGAGCAAGACCCUGUCUCUAAAGAAUUAAUUAUUAAUUUAAAAACAGGCUGUGGGCAGAGGUGUACUAUUGCCAGUUAGCCUUUAGCACAGUCCCCAGCUUAUCACUGUUACCUGUCUGCUUCCCCCACACACCCAUGGCUAUGCUGGGCUGGCUCACAGGCAGCAGUGCCCCCAUAUUUAUCCCGCUGGCUGCCAGGCUAGGCAGGGGAUUCUGGGGACUCCCUCAGGGUGUUGGCCACUAAGUGGUCCCCCCGUAAGCUGAGCAGUGGCUCAGCUUCUCACGCCUCCUCCAGGCUGGGCUGGCCCAGAACUCACCCAGGGGCCUGGUCUGGGGUCUCCCUGGAGGCUCCUGGUAACAAACAGCCCCGCCCCUUCUGGCUGCUGGUAUCCAUGGCAACGGUAUAGAGCCCCUCCCUCUCAGGCCUGCUUGGAGGUCCGGCCUCAGGUGAGUGCUGGUCGGGCCUCAGGUAAGGCCCUGAGCUGGGGGGACAAGAGAGAGAAAGAGGGACACCACAUCACAGGCAAAGGGCCAGCACCUGGGUGGCAGGGGGACACGCCAGGGACAUGUGGGGUGGUGACCUGCUGCCCCAGCCUGGUCAGAAACACACGGGUGUGGACACCCACAUGUGGGUCCCUUCAGAGAACGACACUCUGUGACUAGUGCCGCCUGGGCUGCUCCGCCCUGUGUGGCCACACGAGGCUCACACGGCAGAUGGGCCCCCCACCCCUCCCAGCUCCGAAGAACAUAGAGAAUGGCCCCCAUGUCUGGCCAGGGGGUUGAAGAAGCCGAGGAAGAGGCUCUCCUGUCCCCCACAAAGCGAGAGUCAGUCAGUGGUCACCUGGGACCUCCAGCAGGUGCACCUGCAGCCCCCGAGAUUCCCACGUGCCUGCCAGACACCACGCCCCACCCCGCACCAGUGGGCUGCUCUGCCCACCCACAAGCCUGCUGCUGCUGCAGGUUAGCUCUUGAGUCCCUGGACCCUCGCACGCUGCGGCUGCUGUGGAGGCAGCGAGAACUGGAGAUCCAGGCCUUGCGGUGGGCCGUCCAGAAUGGCCAGGACGCCCGGCUCUGCCACAUCCUGGAGGAGGUGGCGGGGCUUCCACCCAAGAGGAGCUCCCACAGUCAGGAGAAACUCCUGCAGAACCAGGUCCAGAAGCUGACCCUGGAGUUGAAGGAACAGAAGGAGCGAGCCCAGUGGGAGAAGGAGCACCUGGAGGAGCGGCUGCUGCAGACCACCCGCACGCUCCAGGAGGUGGAGGCUGAGCUGCAGAACUUGCAGGAGUCCUGCCUCCUGCAGCUGGCCCGCUCCUCGUGGGUGGGCCGAAUGCUAAGAUCCCAGACUGGCAGUGUGGAGGUGAGCCUGUCCCCAAGCCCUCCUGCCCCAGGCUGCCCUCCCAGGCCUCCCCCUCUCAUCGGGUGCCUCUGCUGGGGCGCCCUGACCUGCCUGGAAGCCUGGCCUGCUCAGGCUGUCUCUGGAACUCUGGGCUCCAGCAGGGAGGAAUCAGGAGGCCUCAAAGCACAGGUAGUGACGGCAGAGACUCUGAUGGACCCAAGUGACCUCUCUGAAGACAUUCAGGCCCUCACUGGGGAGGGCUUUCGGCUGGAAGACGUGGACUGGAACAGCAUUGCCCACCGGUACCCCAACCUCUUCACCAACAUGGAGCCCAGCUCAAAGCAAAAGCAGCCACGGCCCUGGCCACAGCUGGACACAGGGAGCUCAGAGUCCUCCAGAAGGCACUCCGAGCGGCAUCAUAAGACCGUGGAGUGGGGCUCCCUGCCCUGUCUGAACACCAGCAGCUCAGGGGGCACUGACUCCGACUCCAGCAGCUGCCGGCCGGGCCUGCCUUCCUUCGUGCAGGUGAUAGGGCACCCACCCCAGGACCACCGCGCUUCCUCCGAGCAAGCGCUGGUGCAGGCCCGGAGCUCCAGCAGGGACUCAGAAGAUCUCCAGAAAACCCACUCACCCGGGCACGGCCAGCGGGUCCUGUCGCCCCAGCCCUGCACAGACCCCGACCACUGGAGCCCGGAACUCCUGCAGAGCCCGACAGGCCUGAAGAUCGCGGCUGUGAGCUGCCGGGAGAAGUUCGUCCGCAUCUUCAACGCAUCGCAGGAGAGCACGGCCGACCUGAGCGGCAUGGUGCUGAAGCAGCUGGUGCGCGGCUUCCCGGAGCGCCUGUACCGCUUCCCGCCGGGCACGCUGCUGGCCCCGCGGCACCACAUCACGGUCUGGGGCGAGGCGACCCGCAGCGCCAAGAAGCCCCUGCGCGCGUCCUCGGGUCGGGAGCCGGUUCCCCGCCUCUCCAGCCGCGGCUGCGCGAUGCUGCUCCUGAGUCCCAAGGGCGAGGUCCUCAGUGAGCACCGGAUCCCACGCCGCGAGACUCCGGCCCCGAGGGUCUUCGCCGACGGCACCGACUUGUCCAUCGACCGCUUCCCGCUCCCUGAGGCCGGGCCCGGCGCCGACACCCGCAAGCCGCCGCGCCCACCUCAACCCCUGCGCAAAGGCCGGGUGCGGGAGCCCCGGGUCAGUCGCCAGAGACUAAGGACGCGGGGCCUGCUGCCCCCAAUGAGCUCGGGGAAGCUCUUCCACGCGUGGGAGGGGCCCGCGCGGCCCGAGACCCCCGAGAUCCCCGCGCUGCAGCACCUGCCAGCCAUUCCGGGUGACCCCACCCUGCCAUCGCCUCCCGCAGAGGCCGGGCUGGGCCUAGAGGACUGUCGGCUCCAGAAAGAGCACCGAGUUCGGGUGUGCCGGAAGAGCGUGGACCGUAGCUGCCCCUUGGUGGCCCUGUCGGUGCAGAGCACGGCGGAGAGCAGAUUCGGCUUCCGCUUCCUCAGCUGCCUGCCGGUCACCGCGGACACUUGCCGCGGCGCCUAGGGGCGGAGGAGCGGGGCCCGGACCGCGAGGGAGGGCGCGGGCGGGCGCCGGGGCUGGGCGGGCUGUGUCCGCUGCAUCAUUUAUUGAACCAACGUGGCCUACAAAGUAAACCGCAUUCUAUACACCUGAGAGUUGAAAAUGUCGCGCUUGGGUUCCGGGGCGUCCUGCGCCAAGAGGAGGGAACGGGCCGCCCUAUCGCGGCGCGGGAACCCUACAGAUCCCCCAGAGACGGGAGGCCUGGGCCGCACCCCCGGCGGCCUCAGGCGAGCAGCUGGGACCUUGGGCCACUGCGGCCUAGGAGGUGGCUCUUACCCUGGGGCCGGCAAGGGAGUGAUGGACUCGCAGCUCCAGCGCCUGCCCCUCGGCCAUGCCCAACUCUAGCAGGAGAGGCCUCUGACAGGCCUGCUCCGGGUGAC
Messenger RNA from Symphalangus syndactylus (siamang), 4634 nucleotides. It is a transcript of the gene LMNTD2, whose product is annotated as lamin tail domain containing 2. NCBI's taxonomy places the organism in Eukaryota, Metazoa, Chordata, Mammalia, Primates, Hylobatidae. The record is from RefSeq and is a predicted model, not a curated record. Gene Ontology annotation, cellular component: lamin filament. Gene Ontology annotation, molecular function: structural constituent of chromatin.